This is a messenger RNA of Prunus armeniaca (apricot), 390 nucleotides long. NCBI's taxonomy places the organism in Eukaryota, Viridiplantae, Streptophyta, Magnoliopsida, Rosales, Rosaceae. The record is from the annotation of a GenBank genome assembly.
AUGAAUUGUAAAAUUAUAGGCGCCUUCUUCAAGAGUACCGAGAUGUAUUUUCAUGAGGCUAUCAAGUCAAUGUCAUUGUGUGAAGUAGGCUCCACGAAGGUUUCAACCAAUAGGUUCCACGACGGUUUCGACCAGAGCUACAGCAUUGUCCUUGUAAAAAAGAAGAAUGGUCAAAUACGUAUCUGCAUAGAUUUCAGAGAUCUUAAUAAUGCAUGUCCGAAAGAUGAAUUCCCUCUCCCGAUUACCGAAUUAUUGGUGGAUGCAACGACUGGAUUUGGGGCAUUAUCUUUCAUGGAUGGGUUUUCAAGAUAUAACCAAAUCAAAAUGGCACCUGAAGAUGAAGAGCUUACUGCAUUUCGAACCCAAAAGAGGUUUAUUGUUAUACUGUGA